AUGGUAAAAGCCUAUUUUGGAUAUAAGUUUGAUACUCUUUUUGGUAGUAUAAGUAACAAUGGAGGAGUAAUAAUCAAUGAUAUUGCAUAUACAAUAGUAGAUUAAUAUUUACUUUUAAUAAAUAUCAAGACAUAAGAGAUAAUUUAAUAAAUAGUAAUAGAUGGUAAAAAUAUAAAAAUAACAAAAAUUGCAAUUAAAGAGAAUACUAUAGCUCUUGGAUAUCAUGAUGGUGAAAUAAUAAUAUAUAAUAUUAUUGAUAAAGAAACUUAAUGCAGAUUUUUUAACCAUUAAAGUGAAAUAAGUUAAUUAGUAUUUUUAAGUGAGACUAUUUUAAUAAGUGGAAGUUGCGAUACUUCUAUAAUAGUAUGGGAUUUAGCUGAUUAAUCAUUAUAAUUUAGAUUGAUAGGACAUUCAAAUUAAAUUACUGCUUUAGAAAUAAUUACACUUGAAGAUUAAAGCUUGGCAUUUACUUAAUAAUUUAUUGUUUCAGGUAGUAAAGAUGGAUUAGUGAAAAUAUGGGAUUUGAAUCUUGAAUGUUCUAUAUCUACAUUAUCAAGUAUGCAUAGUGAGGUUACAUGUUUAUGUGUUUAUGAAAAUUAUUUAAUUAUUUGUACUAAUUCUGAUGAAGUUCUUAUUAAAUAAUGUUAAUUGAAUUCAGGAAAAUGUUAAAUUGAAGAUGAUGGAAUCAUUAAGAGGUAAUCUUUUAUUAGAGCUAUUUAAUGUCAAUAUAUUUAAUAAAAAUUACUUAUUCUAAGUAAAAUUUUAUAAUUAUUUUAGAUAAUGAAAAGAAAAUUGAAGUUUAUAAAUCAAAAUAAGGAAAAAAACUUUUAAAAGCAGAAAAUUUUAGCUAAUCUUUAAUUUAUAGCACUGUCAUUUCAUAAUUAAACAAAAUAGUUUAUUUUUAAGCUAUUGUUUAUAAGAAUCUAUUAAAAAUAUUUAUUUUUACAUCAGAUAAUCAAAUAGUGAUAAAAGAAUUAAUAAAUGAUAAUAUUGAUGAAAAUAAUAAUAUUGUCAUUUAAUAAAUUAAUGGAUAAAUAAAAUAAAUUAAAUUAACUUAGAAUGAUAAUAAAUUAAUCUUAAUUGCAUCAAAUAAAUGUUAUUAAUUUGAUAAUGAAACUGCUUAAUAGCUUAAUAGUAUAUCAAAUACAAGUAAUUAUACUUCUCUAUGUAUUUUACCAAAAAAUAAGUACUUUAUGGUUGGAGAUGAGAAAGGAAUCUUAUAUUUAGUUGAUAUGAAUUAAAAUGAAAUUAUUUUUGAAUAAAAAAUACAUAAUUCAAAUAUUAAUAGUAUUGAAUGUCAUGAAAAUUGUAAAGCAUUUAAUGGUUUAGUAAUAAUGACGACUGAGAUAGAUAAAAAAGUAAAUUUUGUAGAGUUAUUUUUUAAUAAAACAUAGAAAUGUUUAGAAUUUUAAGUAGUUAAUACAAUAUAUUUAAAAGAAAAUAUAAGAAGUGCUUAAUUUUCAUAUGAUGGUAAUUACUAUGCAUUUGCUUAAAUGAAUAAUAUAGUAUCAAUUUAUUAUUGUGAUUCUCAUAAAUUGUAUUUAGAAUUAUAUGGACAUUCAUUACCUGUUUUAACUUUUGCAUAUACUUCAGAUGAUACAAUAGUAAUAUCAGCUGGUGCAGACAAAAGUAUUAAAUUAUGGGCAACAGAUUUUGGAAAUUGUAAGAAAACAAUUAAAGCACAUAUAGCAGAAAUUAUUUAAAUUAAAACUGUUAAUGACACUCAUUAUUUUUUUAGUGGAUGCAAAGAUAAUAUUAUUAAAUAUUGGGAUGGAGAUACAUAUUAAUUAAUAUUAUAGUUUAAUGAAGCAUUAACUGGAAUAUAAUCAUUAGUUAUUGGAUGUAUAGGAGAUUUAUUUUAUUCAGCAACUAAAAAUGGAGUCAUCAGAAAAUAUGUUUAAACUAAGGAAUAAAUUUUUGUUUCUGAAGAGGAAGAAAAGAGAUUACAAGAAUCACUAAUGUAAGAAUUAUAAAAUAAAAAUAAAUAACAAACUGGAUUUGAUUUAGGACAAGAUUAAGUGAAAAAAGAUUUAACUCUUGUCUAAAUUGGAUAAUAAAAAUUAUUGGAAACUGAAUAAUUAAUGGAUAUAUUAGAAAAAAUUAAAUAGUAUCGAGAAACUAUUGAAUUAGGUGAAAUUCCAAAUGAAGAUCUAUUUUACAAUAAGAAUAUUACAGAGUAUUUAUUUGAUAAUCUUUAAAAUUCAGACUUAAGUUCUCUAAUGAAAUUCUUACAUCAUUAACAUUUAAUAAUUUUAAUAAAUGAAAUGAAUUAAGAUAUUGCUUUAAAAUAAUAUCCAAUUAUCAUAAAUAAGUUAAUAACUUAUAUUUUUAAUAAGAUUGAUGGAUUUGGAUUUAAUUCACAUGAAAUAAUGAUGAAAGUUCUCAACAUAAGAACUUAAUUGCAAAUAUAUUUUAAAAAGGAAAAGAAGAUUACUGGAUAUAAUCUUGAUAUCCUUAAUUUAAUGAUACAAGAUAUAAGUAAAAACUAGGAUGAUUUUAUUUUUGAAUGA
Messenger RNA from Paramecium sonneborni, 2510 nucleotides. The record is from the annotation of a GenBank genome assembly. Lineage: Eukaryota; Ciliophora; Oligohymenophorea; Peniculida; Parameciidae.